AUGGAUGACUGGGACAACAGUAAUGAAUUCAUUCAGCGACUGGAUUUUUCCAGUUGUGGUGAAGAGAGUGAAGACAGGAGCGUAAAUGAGGAGGAUGCCCCGAGCUCGAGCCCCCCCAGGAGCUGCGAGUUCCAGAAGUGGCAAGGGAGCAGUCCUCUGCCAGCAACCCCUGAGAGAAAGCUUAGUGAGAUUUUCCUGAGCAGGACGAAAGCCUGGGUGAGUCCUGCCCUGAAGCCUUCCCCGGCCAUGAGCAAGAACCGGGGUAAUGCUGAGACACCGCUGCACAUCACCUGGAAAAAGCUGCAGCUGUGUGACACCCCCCAUACUCCCAAGAGCCUGUUAUCGAAGACAGCUUUCCCUUCAUCUGGGACAAAGGUCCCACCCAAAGGUUUCCGACAUCUGAGGUUUACUCCGGGUGCUCACUUGGAUGACUCUACCCAAGCUUCUCUUGUCAACAUUAAUCCCUUUACACCAGAGUCAUAUCGACAAAUGCUCUUUCUUCCUAACGGCAAGCGGAAGACCAGAGGAGAGCUGAGGGAUCCUGAUCCAAGAAGCCAGAUAAAACAGGACCUGCCUACAAAGAGAUACCCUCUGAAAGAGAGCAAUAUGGUUUCCCGCUACAUGAAGGAGUUCCUGGAACUAGAAAAAAUUGGUGUGGGGGAAUUUGGCUCUGUCUACAAGUGCAUCAAACGCCUUGAUGGAUGUGUUUAUGCCAUCAAACGCUCCAAAAGGCCUCUGGCAGGAUCCUCGGAUGAGCAGCGGGCACUGCGCGAGGUUUAUGCUCAUGCUGUCCUUGGACACCACCCUCAUGUUGUGCGCUACUACUCGGCAUGGGCAGAGGAUGAUCACAUGAUUAUCCAAAAUGAACAUUGCAAUGGUGGGAGUCUCCAAGAUGUGCUGCUGGAAAAUGCCAAGCUUGGCCAGUAUUUCCCAGAAGCAGAGCUAAAAGAAAUACUGCUACAAGUCUCCAUGGGGCUAAAAUACAUCCACAACUCUGGCCUUGUGCACCUGGAUAUCAAACCUAGUAAUAUCUUCAUCUGUCACAAGCUGGCAGUUGCAGGCCCUGCUGGGCAGGAAGAGAGUGACAGUGAAGACGAAUUAUCUUCUGGUGUGGUGUAUAAGAUUGGUGACCUUGGCCAUGUGACAUCAAUAACAAACCCCCAGGUGGAGGAAGGAGACAGACGGUUUUUGGCUAACGAGAUUUUGCAAGAGCAAUACUGCUAUUUGCCGAAGGCAGACAUCUUUGCCCUGGCACUCACAGUAGCUUUAGCAGCUGGCUCAGCACCACUGCCUCACAAUGGGGCCAUGUGGCACCACAUCCGCAAAGGCAAUAUUCCACCGAUCCCCCAGAAGCUUCCUCACCACUUUCUUGAACUCCUCAAGCUCAUGAUCCACCCUGACCCAGUGGAAAGACCUUCUGCCACAGCUCUCACUAAACAUCCAGUUCUCUGUCCUUCACGUGGAAAAGCUGUGCAGCUCCAGAAGCAGCUGAAUGUGGAGAAGUGCAAGACUGCCAUGCUGGAAAGGGAACUCAAAGCAGCCCGCCUUGCCCAGACCCUCAUGACGGACCAGCCCUUAGGAAGUGCCGAGUUGCAAGAGUCUGAAACCUCUUCUAAGCAGAACAGCAAGCGCCUGGUGGGGGGGAAGAGCUGUCGCUCUUUUAGCUUUACUUUGGGUUACUGA
Egretta garzetta (little egret) is the source of this 1683-nucleotide messenger RNA. RefSeq names its product WEE2 oocyte meiosis inhibiting kinase (gene WEE2). Gene Ontology annotation, molecular function: ATP binding; non-membrane spanning protein tyrosine kinase activity; magnesium ion binding. NCBI's taxonomy places the organism in Eukaryota, Metazoa, Chordata, Aves, Pelecaniformes, Ardeidae. The transcript has 11 exons. The record is from RefSeq and is a predicted model, not a curated record. Gene Ontology annotation, cellular component: nucleus. Bases 1 to 1683 code for a protein of 560 amino acids. Gene Ontology annotation, biological process: protein phosphorylation; mitotic cell cycle; regulation of meiosis I.